Pistacia vera is the source of this 584-nucleotide messenger RNA. RefSeq names its product vacuolar protein sorting-associated protein 25. Gene Ontology annotation, cellular component: ESCRT II complex. The record is from RefSeq and is a predicted model, not a curated record. The transcript is spliced from 5 exons. Bases 1 to 357 code for a protein of 118 amino acids. Gene Ontology annotation, biological process: protein transport to vacuole involved in ubiquitin-dependent protein catabolic process via the multivesicular body sorting pathway. NCBI's taxonomy places the organism in Eukaryota, Viridiplantae, Streptophyta, Magnoliopsida, Sapindales, Anacardiaceae. Gene Ontology annotation, molecular function: structural molecule activity; protein homodimerization activity.
AUGGUGAGCUUUUGCAGAUCCCUUAGUAACGAAGCUAGAGAAGCUUUUCUAUCAGCUUUAGUUUCAGAAGGGCGAGCAGAAUGGUUGGAUAAAGGACAUAGGAAAUGCCUUAUCCUCUGGCACCGGAUUCAGGAUUGGGCUGAUAUUAUUUUACGCUUUGCAAAAGAUAAUGGAUUAGAGGAUACUGUUACAACAGUGGAAGAAAUACGAACAGGAAUAGAAUCUCGAGGGACAGAGCUUCAUGGGAUGGAUCGCACGGUACUUAUGCGAGCUCUAAAACUGCUCGAACAUAAGGGGAAGCUUGCGAUCUUCAAGGGCACUUCAGCCGAUGAUGAAGGCGUGAAAUUUUCUGUGUAAUUUAUGAACCAUAUUGAUUCUUAAAGUUCAUUAACAGCACGUUAAUAGGCCAAGUAUUGCUUUCGCUGUUUGAUCAACAAAGUUAAUUUAGCGUAAUUUUACGGGGCAUAUAAUGAACUGGACCAAUAAUUCUAGUGUUAUUUGUUUUUUUCUUCUGGCUUUUUGUUUGGCUUCUGGGGAAUAUAUGGAAGGUGGGCAGAAGAAUUAUUGAAGCCACUGUGUUUUGA